Messenger RNA from Lodderomyces parapsilosis, 3285 nucleotides. Its product is annotated as ubiquitin-ubiquitin ligase. The record is from RefSeq and is a predicted model, not a curated record. Bases 1 to 3285 code for a protein of 1094 amino acids. The transcript has 2 exons. Lineage: Eukaryota; Fungi; Ascomycota; Pichiomycetes; Serinales; Debaryomycetaceae. Gene Ontology annotation, biological process: protein polyubiquitination. Gene Ontology annotation, molecular function: ubiquitin-ubiquitin ligase activity. Gene Ontology annotation, cellular component: nucleus; cytoplasm; ubiquitin ligase complex.
AUGUCAAGUGCAGAUGAAAUCAGGGCUAAGAGGUUGGCAAAACUUGUUGGAUCUGGUAGACCCAACACCCCACAGCAACAAACACAGCAACAACUGCCAGUAACAAGUCAUGCAAGUGAAGAUAAUAAAGUGACCAAAUCGGAGCACAACACACCCACGAUCUCUCCACCACCAGAUAGAAAUGCAGUUGAACUGGAGAAUUUUGGCAAACAGUCGACACCAAUUGCCACCACCACCAACAACAACAACAACACAACACCUGUUUUUCCAUCAAGGCCAACACAAUCUAAAAAGGAACAUAUGUCUCAAUGGAUACUGAGAGAAUUGGAACACAUUUUCAAAAUCACCCUAGAUUCAAAUGAAAAGUCAAACACUUUGGUGUAUUUACCUAAUCUAGCACACGAGUUGCAAGAUUCUAAUGACAAACUUGAUGAAAACUACUUGGAUUCAGUUUUUAUGGAAAUUCUUUCAGAAAUUGGAGUGCCUGGAAAGAGACCCAUUUCAUACUUGUACUCAGUUUACCACGCUGCCUAUAAAGUAAAGAGAUCACUUCCCAUAAAAGCAGCGUAUCACGACGAAAAAGUUAGUUUAUUGAAUCAGAUAAUCAAUUUGUCGGUAAGAUAUGGUAACAUGGGCUUACAAAUGCCUGAUAUGUUUUUAUCAAGCAACAUUGAGCAAGCAUUGAACACGAUAGUCGAACGUUUUGCUGAUAUGUCUUCAUUUUUAGUAGACAUUGUCAAAGUUAGCCACGAAGAGGGAACGUUAUUGGACUUUUUAAAUUUGGUCUUUCCAUACAUGAGUCUGAGAUUGAAAGGCAUCACAUUUAAGGAUCAACGUUAUUUGAAUUACUUGUCAGUUAUUGAAACUCUUGUUUCCAUCAAACCCGUGGCUGCCGUGUUCUCCCAAAUUGCUGGGUUUCAGCCACCUUCAAAAGAACUGGGCUUAGACUUUGAACAUAAGUCAUUAUUGGGUCCAAUUCUACGUGUAUCUCCUCUUAUCGACACUGCAGGACCUUAUUUCGGGGACGAAGUUAGUAAAAUGUCUCCAAUUCAAAUCCAUAGUGUCUAUGAGUCACUCCAAAAUGAAUACAAAGUUGCAUUGGAUCGUUUGUUUGUCAUUGUUGAUAAAUUGAUACGUGGAUCAACAGAAACCAGAACCAAUGUCAUUCAGUGGUUGGCAGAGUUGGUCAACAAGAGUCAUUUGAGGCGGGGUAGUCACGUUGAUUUCCAGACUGUUGCAAGUGACGGAUUGAUGUUUAAUAUAACCAUUGUUUUGAUCAAAUUGAGUAUGCCAUUUUUGGAUUACCCCACCUAUACUAAAAUUGACAAAAUUGACGUGGAAUACUUUACAAAAAGUAACUUGUUAGAUAUCAAAGAAGAAUCAAGGGUCAAUUCUACAAUCGAAGAGGCAACGAAGUAUAGCGAGUCUAAGCGUGAGGAGCUUGGCGCUGAUGCAACAAACUUUAUAUCCGACUGUUUCAACUUGACCUUGGCUUAUUUGCAUUAUGGUAUUGGUGGUAUUUUCAUUAAGUAUGACAGAAUGAAACGUACAAUUGAUCAAGCCGAGAGCCAAAUAACUGCUAUUGAAUCUGGCCGUGCCGGAGUAGCCCCAGGAAUGCAAGAACGCAUGAGAGCACAAUUACCCAUAUUGUACUCUAGAGUUAAUGCAUUAAAGUCUCUGCAACACGCAAUAAAUGCUGUGUUUAGCUAUAGAGAUUUGCAGUUGGAAAUCUUUGAUUUUGUUAUUGGAGCAACUGUCUUCAUAACUAGACUUAUUGACCCGAACCAUACUUACCCACAAAAGAAAUUGAGUAUCCCGUUAUUCAAAAUUACCAAAGUGUCGGACUUGGACGAUCAUGAUUUUUUAAAGACGAAAACCCCAAUUCCUUGGAAAUAUUACCCGGAAUUUCUUUUGGAAGGUAUCAUCAACUACACUAAAUUCUCAGCCAAUUUUAGAGGAUGCCCAUUUGUUUUGAACGAAGAUAAAUUGAUUUUGUUUGUUGAGUUUAUUACCAUCUUGUUGAGAUGUCCCGAAUUAAUCGGUAACCCCCACAUGAAGGCUAACAUUGUGGAAAUUUUGUACAUUGGCUCACUUCCCAGACAAGACGGUCACCCUGGCUUUAUGGUUUCCAUAUUCGAUAGAAACGAGUUGGUCGCUCACAAUUUGUUGUACUCAUUACUUGAUUUUUAUGUCAUGGUUGAGAAAACCGGUGCAUCAUCGCAAUUCUAUGAUAAAUUCAACAGUCGUUAUUACAUCUCAGUCAUUCUUGAAGAGUUGUGGAAGAUUCCUCAAUAUCGCUUGCAGUUGAAGGAUUAUUCGGAGAACAAUGUUGAUUUUUUUAUCCGGUUCAUUGCGAGAAUGUUGAAUGAUACUACUUAUCUUUUAGACGAGACUUUCAAUCUAUUGAAUUCAAUUCAUGACUAUCAAGUUGAAGUUAAACGUCGUCAGACUGGUAAUGAACCAAACGAAGAAAUGGGGAAUGAUGAAACGUUGAAUGGUAAUUUGGAAGGUGAUGAAAGAAGAGUGAAGUCACUCAUUGCUUUGUCAAAUGAAACUAUGGAGUUGUUCAAGUUGUUUACCAAAGAAGUUCCCCAGGGGUUCGUGUUGCCAGAAAUUGUGGAUAGGUUAGCUGGUAUGUUGGAUUACAACUUGUCAGUCUUGGUUGGCCCUAAAUGUUCCAACUUGAAAGUUGCCGAACCAGAAAAGUACAAGUUUGAACCGAAAAAGAUAUUGAGUGACAUAUGUGAGGUUUACGUUAACCUCUCAUUACAAAAAGGGUUUGUUAUCGCUGUUUCAAGAGAUGGAAGAUCAUUUGAUAUUAAUUACUUCAAGAAAGCUGAGAGUAUUUUAACGAAAAGGACGUUUGUUGACAAUAGGAUUAUUAACCUGUUGGCAAUAUUUGCUGCCAAAGCAGAAGAGAAUAGACUUAUCGAGGAAACUGAAGAGUUAGAAUUGGGUGAAGUGCCUGAUGAAUUUUUGGAUCCAUUAAUGUUUACCGUGAUGGAGGAUCCAGUAAUUUUACCUUCUUCCAAGAUUAGUAUUGAUCGAUCAACCAUCAAGGCACACUUGCUAAGUGAUGCCACUGAUCCGUUCAAUAGAGUUCCUUUGAAAUUGGAAGAUGUGCAAGACGACGUCGACUUGAAGGCAAAGAUAACUGCAUUCAAGCUACAAAAGAAGCAAGAGAAGCAACAAGAGAAGCAACAAGAGAAGCAACAAGAGAAGCAGCAGCAGCAGCAGCAGCAACAACAACAACAGGAGCAAGAGGAUGUUGUUAUGACUGAUUGA